Plectropomus leopardus (leopard coralgrouper) is the source of this 1785-nucleotide messenger RNA. RefSeq names its product glomulin-like. The record is from RefSeq and is a predicted model, not a curated record. Lineage: Eukaryota; Metazoa; Chordata; Actinopteri; Perciformes; Serranidae. Gene Ontology annotation, molecular function: ubiquitin-protein transferase inhibitor activity. Gene Ontology annotation, cellular component: cytoplasm.
AUGAUGAACGAAGAUGAGGUGAAUGACCUAAUCCACAGAUGGCGAAAUACUCCAGAAGACGAUUUGAAUCCAGAGGACUACCAGCAGUUCAAGAAUUUGGGAUCCACCUGUCUCACUCAGGGCGACAGUGCACAACUACUGAAAUUUCUUCAGAAUGAGAAAAACCAGGGGGUUGUGAAGUCUAUGGGCUGUGUUCUCAUUGCACCUCUUGUAAAUGAAGUGGUUAAAAAAGAGAAGAGAGAGAGAGAGAGUCUCGAUCACUGCCAGGCUGCCAUCACACAUCUGACCAGGACUUGCAACCUGAAUGAACUCCUGCAUAGCCUGCUCCAGCUAAUCGAAGACAUCGAUCCAGGAGCCAUUUCUGAGACCAUCUUAGCCGUUGCUCCACAUGUGCAAACAGUGCUGCUGCAGCUGGAUGACAGAAAGGCAGUCGGAGUGGGUUUGGCUCUGACAGCCCUGCAGAAGCAGUUGUCCCGGCUGCCUGUGCCCUACACGCAUCAGCAGGAGGAGGCUGAUGAGCUCGGUGUGUGUCGCUGCUACAGCGCCUUGUCUGUGUUUACAAAACCAUUCAUCGAGGAGGUGAAGAGCAGAAAUGGAAACUAUCCUGUGUCCACUGAGGAUGAGGAGCUAAGGACAGAGCUGCUCAAAUUCUGCAUGAGGAGUUUGAGGGAGCCGUUGCUCGAGGCUGAACUGAACCGAAACAGAAAAUCGGCACUGUGGCUUUUUGCAACAGAGAUAAUGAUCACGCUACCUGCAAUCCACGAGUCCCUGUCAGAGCUCCUGUUCUUCAGCCCUCUGAAGAAAAGCACCCACACAGACGACAGUCAGUCGGUGGAGUCAAAAGCUUGUCUGGCUUAUCUGCUGUUUGUCCAGCUCAUCAACAUCGACAGCUUUCCGGCAGUGUUCAGUCCCGAAUUUGUUCUUCAGUGCAACAUGGAGUACAUCAAUCAACUGCUCAGUAGCAAGAAGGAAUCGCACUUGCUCAAAGGACUGGCACUGUAUGAAAAAAGCCUGGAGAACGUGCAGGACAGCAGCCUUCCAGUGACUCUACAGGAACUGAGGAGCUUCUAUAAUGUACCACAGAACCUGCGGCUACUUCUUACUGACUGCCCAAUGAAGCAUUUGAGAGAAUCUGGACUUCAAGUUUUCCAGCUCUUCAUCAAUAAAUUAGAUGCUGAAGCAAAGCACAAGUUCUUCAGGUGCAUGUUAAAAACCAGCAACCAUGCAGGAGUAGAGAGUCACAUCGUAAAGAGCAUCAGGAGGCAAGCUGAAAUUUCUAUGGAGCCAGGUAAUGCCAAUAAAUGGUUCCUGGGGGAGGAGUUCCUCUCAUUGUUGGGACUGGUUUUUUGUUUGCCACAAGGUGCUGAGACAGAUCUGCUGAACAGUAUGGACAGGAUAAUGGAGUGUCUGAAUCUGCUACGCUACCUCUUCAUCAGAGACAAAGAACUGAGGAGCAAUACAGAUGUGUGGGAAGAGCUGUGCAGGAUCAAAGAUGAAUACCUAAAAAUGCUGCGCGUGUGUAUCAGCAUAUCAAGAGGAUAUUAUUCGGCUGAACUGAAGGCACUGCGGGAGGAUCAAAAGCUAAAAGCAAAAGAAGCCCGAGAUGCUGCCAGAUCCACCAGACUAGUUCAAAGCAUUAAAGUGAAACAUGAGAAAGUGUCUAAUAUGUCCCCAGAGGUCCAACAUCAGGUGUUGCAGAGCGCUUUGGUGACUUUUGACCUGAUGGAGAGUCUUAUCGUCCGUAUUGAAGAGAUCGCAGAGGAAAAGCAGAAGAUCCUAAACUAA